Messenger RNA from Hipposideros armiger (great roundleaf bat), 2006 nucleotides. RefSeq names its product FAM3 metabolism regulating signaling molecule B (gene FAM3B). The coding region runs from base 1 to 552 and encodes 183 amino acids. NCBI's taxonomy places the organism in Eukaryota, Metazoa, Chordata, Mammalia, Chiroptera, Hipposideridae. The transcript has 7 exons. The record is from RefSeq and is a predicted model, not a curated record.
AUGGGCGCCCCAGCCCCCAAAAGGCAAAAAUGCGACCACUGGACUUCAUGCCCCCCGAACACCUAUGCCUACCGGCUGCUCAGCGGAGGUGGCAGGAACAAGUAUGCCAAAAUCUGCUUUGAAGACAAGCUGCUCAUAGGAGAAAAGACUGGAAAUGUAGGGAGAGGAAUAAAUAUUGCCAUUGUCAACUAUAUGACUGGGAAAGUGAUAGCAGCACAGUAUUUUGAUAUGUAUGAAGGUGAUAACUCCGGACCGAUGACAAAGUUCAUUAAGGGUGCCCCUGGGAAGUCCCUGCUCUUCAUGGUGACGCACGAUGAUGGCAGCAGCAGGCUGAAGGAGGACGCCAAGAAGGCCAUAGAAGCACUUGGGAGUAAAGAAAUCAGGAACAUGAAAUUCAGGUCGAGCUGGGUGUUUCUCACAGCUAAAGGCUUUGAACUUCCUGCAGGAAUUCAGAGAGAAAAGAUCAACCACUCCAAUAACGCGAAGAACAGGUACCCGGGCUGGCCAGCAGAGGUACAGAUAGAGGGCUGCAUACCCAGAGAAGCAAGCUGAUGUCAUGCAGCCUUAAUAAAGGUGCUGUUUCUAUAGACAAAUGCAUCCUGGGGUGGCCCACGCAGCUUAUCCAACAGUCAAUAUUUGAUUUGGGGGUUUGUUGUCAACUGGCUAAUAUUUGCUAGUUGUAUGACGUCUUGGCACACCGUAUUUCUAUGCCAGUAUUUAUAUGGUGAAGAUAUUAAUGAGCAGGAAGACUGGAAUGGACUUCCUUAAAGGGAACGAGGAAGGUUAACCAGGAAAGGAGAGGGUCGGGGAAGAAACCACUGCUUGUCCAGGUGUGCAGCUCUUCCAUGAUCAGAUCUAAGUUUGACCCCAAAGCUCAGACAGCUCUGCAGAGAGGAAAGCUUUCUUCCUUUCGCACCGAGCACGCCCUCAUUUCGGAUAGUCUAGGAAAGUGAGCCGCAGCCACAGGGCUUGGCGACUCCAGCUGCCUCGGUCAACGCCAGUGGAGGCCUUGAACUCUUCCUGUGGAACCCUGAACCCACUCUUUCAUCACACAAAUCUGGGUGCCUGCUACUGUCUGCCCCCAGGGGUGCAGUAGGGAACUGGGCGCGGUCUCUGCCUUCCUGCAGGGGUGUCACUCCAGUGCCAGCCUGUUUAAUGGGGUGGGGAGGGGGGGGAAUAUCAGACCACCCAGACAGCAGUGACUCACACCGUUGAUUUCUCCUUCGAGUUACCUGUGGGCCACAGGUCAGCUGUGGCUCAGCCCUGGGUGCUGGGAGCCAAGCCAGAGGUGGGUCCCUAGCAAGCACCGAGGCCAGAGAGAGCUGAAAUCUACAUGCCCUGAGUUCCUGCCAGGACAAGGUGUGAGUCCCACCCACCUCCUAGAAUCCAGUUGCCCAGGUCCAGCUGGGGAUAAGUCAACAGUGUGGCAGUGGGUGGGGCGCCUGGCCUCCCACAAAGAAGGGGGAACUACUUGGAAUACAAUGACUGUUAACAGCCAGGCGGGACUCAGGGCCACAGAGGAUCUGGGGCCUGCUAUCCCCUGCCCUGAGCAGUGGUCCCUCAGGGAUUCAGGACCCCUCCCUGUAGAGGCGUCUGCAUAGGAUCUUGGCUUGGUAUGAGCUACAUUCUGUUCCCCCAAAAUCCAUAAGUUGAGUCCUAACUCCCAGCACCUAAAAAUGUGACCUUAUUUGGAAAUAAGGUCAUUGCAGUUGUACUAAGUUAGAGUAGGGUGGCUCCGAAGCCUACAUGGCUGGUGUCUUUAUAUAAAGCGGACAUUUGGACACAGAUACGCACACCUGGAGAGGCCACGUGACGGUGAAGGCAGAGGUCGGGGUGCUACAUCUACAAGCCAAGGAACCCAAAGAUGGCCCGCAGCCUCUGGAAGCAAGGAGAGGCCAGGACGGACGCUCCCCCAGAGCCUUCAGAGGGAGCGUGGCCCUGCGACACCUUGAUCUUGGACUUCUGGCCUUAAAAACUGUUCAAGAGAAUAAAUUGUUGUUGUUUAA